UUUAGGCAGUUCGCUGUGACAUUGACUUGAACCAGAGAAGAAAGAGUGCCAGGAGAUCCAGUAGAAUUUCAAAUUUAAAAGAGAGCAAAAAAACAGGUAAGGACAAAAGAUUUCCAGCACAUGAUCAUUGGUUUCAGAACAUUAAAAAUGAUGUGAAACUGUUACUCCAUGACAUCAAAGAGGAAUAUCCGGACCUAAUUGCUUUGGGACAUCAUAGACGAAGGAGGAGAAAAUUAACAGGACAAAAGCAAGAAAAUGAAGUGAAGAGCAGAAGAGGGCAAAGAAAAACUGCAUCAACUGAGUCCACGUCCAAAGAACAUGAAACAAUGGAAAGUGGCAGCAAAAAUGCUUACUCCUGCAAGAUUUGCAAAAAAGGUUUCGAUACAGAAUUUGGCCGAGAUGUGCACGUACGAUCACACAAGACGUGUCGAGGCUGCAAGAAAAUCUUCCCAUUUCCGAGCACACUGAGACAUCAUAAACGUAAUUGUGCAAAACUCAAGAAAUUGUUGGCAGCCAGCUCUGAAGGCAAACCAGCUGAUAAAAGAGAAAACCGUACGGCAAGCAAAAAACAGGCCGCCAGUGAAGAGAGCACACGUUCCUCAAGCAGCAACAACAAUAAGGAGGGAAAUAAAAACGCGGGAAGGUACCCCUGCACGCACUGCAGCAAGUCAUUUGAUUUUCGGUUCAAGCUAAUAGAGCACAUCCGGAUUCAUACUGGUGAAAAGCCGUAUUCAUGCAGCAUUUGUCAAAAGACGUUCCGCAUUGCUCAAUCACUCAGAUUGCACAUGGUGAAAAGACACAACGACCAAAACACGGAAAUAAAUGGAGACCUAUAUUGGACCAAACCUUUAGAAGAGAUCGAAGAGAACACAGGGGGUUCAGUUUCUCCCCGCAAACACACGAGUGAGGAAAUUGUGCAAAACAAAGAAAGGCAUCAGUCAAAGAAAAGCUCCAGAUGGCAAACAAUGGGCGUGCGGCACAAUUAUGGCUUCAUGUGCUUAUCCUGUCACAAGGUGUUGAGGAGCAAAAUAAUCUUGAUUGAACACUAUCGCAUCCACACAGGAGAGAAACCCCUAAAAUGCGACAGGUGUCCUGCGAUGUUUCGUACUAAUGCGCAGCAGUACGUGCACAAAAAGAAGUGCCGCUCUCCACCGGCAGCUAUCCAGUGCAAGAAGUGUGGGAAACAAUUACCCUCACAAGAAGUUUAUGACAAGCAUGUGUCUAAAUGUAAAAAUUAGAUCUUGUCUAAAGGACUAAACCAAAGGACUCCUCUAGUACCAUAUCGCGCGCUAACAUCAGUACUAAUUACUUUGAGUAAAGGUGUCAUUACCUGACUGUGGACAUUGAAACACUGGAUUUUGUCUCUGGUGGCUUUAAAUUAAACUGUACUGUUUGUUUGUUUGUUUGUUUGUUUGUUUGUUUUUGUUUAAUACAAUUACAUGAUUGUCUUUCAUCUCCGGUGUAUUUUAAAACAAUACAUAAAACAUAAUAAUCCACAAUCAGGUGACGUAUGCUAUCGACAAAUUGGUAUGAAGAAAUGUCACUAAACUAAGAGUUACAGUUUUUUUAAUCCACCUAAAACUUUUUUCCACUAAUAACAUGAAAAUACAUUUUGGGGUUUAAGAAGUGGUUCAAACUAGUGCAAAUGUAUACUAACCCUCAGGAAUUUCAGUCUAAAUACUUCUAAAGAUGUUUUGGUUUUGUUUGGGUUUGUUUUAAAUAUAUUAAAUACCUCAUAAAUUGGGAUAGUUCUGUACUUCAAAAGUUCUGUAAAACCAACAUUACCUUAAAGCAGACCUGCACUUUGACCAUAAUAGUGACUGCAGUAGUUGUGGGAAUGGAUACUGAAAGAUACAUAGAUCCCUGCUUGCUAAACUCUAUUUUAAAGGCUUACCCUCUUGUUCUUGUUUAUAACUUGAGCUAAAUGCCAUUCUUGCUGUUUUGUGUUUAGCUUGUCCUGUUUUUGUCAGCAGGAAUUUGAGAAAUCGCACGACUUGACCUUUCACAUCAUCCCAAAUUGCCUGAUGUGCUUGAGUGCUUGAGCUUUUCAUGUUGACUGUAUUUACUGGAAAAAUCAGUUAUUCUAAAGGUUCAACUUGUUUUAUAUCUGAAAACAUUUCAUUGUUCUGAGGUUUUGAUACCUUUGCAAUUUUUAUACAGUUCUAAAUAUAUUUUGUACGUUUGUUCACUGUUUUUGUUUUUUGUUUGUUUUGUCCAAGUUUACAAAAAUAUGAAUGUUUUACCUUUUUAUCUGCUCCAAACCAAAUAUGUGUUUUUAUUUUGGUCGUGUGGGUUUUUCUUUUUAACCUAUAUGUAAUAGGUGAUCUUACAAGCCUGUUAUACUUUUUCUUUGUAACCGGACUGUAAUUGCUAGAUUGAAUCGUUGUCACUUUUAAAUAAAACCCCUAUUUUAUACCUUUUGUCAUUUAUGUAUUUAAUAUGAAUUUAGAGAAGAUUCAAAUUGCAGCAAUAGGGAUUUUCGAUGAAUACAAAUAAAUGUGCUCUGAACCAUUUAGCCUUGUUAUCGCGAGACUUGCGGCGGUGAUCACGUCGCAGUUACCAACCUGCUAGCUCAAGAAAAACUACAUUGAGUGUUGUUUUAAUGCUCAGUGAAGAUAUUUUCCCACCGACUACUGUCGGCCAUUACGGUCCUGUGCUUUUGGUCGUUUCUUCUUCAGUUGUGCUGUGAGCUUCAGGGCUGAAUAGUAAAGGCUACGCUUGAUUGGCUCCCGUGUUUACACGUUAACCGGAGGUAACGUUAGCUAGCUCGGUGUAACGGCACUAAACGCCUUGCCUGGUCACAGCCAGUUUCUCAACGCUAGACUGAAGUUAACUAUGUUUAUACUCUUCUUCCAUACAAACUGGCUUUUUACAUUACAGCAUAUUGCUUGCCAUCAUCGUGUGUAACACUAGCAGUAGCUUAAGUGAUAAACCAUAUAGGAGUUUUUGUGAUUAUUAUAACAUUACUAUGAAGCAGUACACAUUGUAGAUAUCGAGUUAUAAAUGCUGGCAGCUGUUAUAAAUGUCUGAUGGCGUAAUGCUGUAAAUUGGCUGUUUAGUAUGGCAGCAUCUCAUGGCAGUUCAUAGAUGCCACGGCAGAGGAGUGUAUAGCGGUAGCCACGUCGUCCGUCUACUCCCUCUGGAGGCAAACCACAGAAGAAAACAGCAGUGGCAACCAGCUGUUGUCAUUAAAACAGCAUCCACAAAACAAAGGACAAUGGAGUCUGUGAGGAGCGCUUUCCAUGCUCAGCUGGCCACCGUCAUGGACUCACUGCUGGCAGCAGCUGUGUGCGAGAUAGCCAAGAUCUUUGAGAGCAGCCUGUGUGAACAGCAGGCGGAGCUGGCGCAGAAAACCGAGGAGCUCUCCAUCCUCCGGUGUAAGCUGGAGAAAGUGGAGAGGAGGCAGAAGGCAAAGGGUGGAGGGAGCGAGGAAGGAGAGAUGUCCUCAGGAGACAGAGAGGGCAGCUUGAGGCAACAGACCCUGACAGGAUCAGGACUGAAUAUGGGAAAAGAUGUCUCUUCUCAUUCUGACCCAGUAGAAGGAGUCAGCCAGAGCCUUGGUAAACUGAAGGAGGAGGUCAAAGGUCAGGAUGGAGCUUCAGUAAAGCACGAGCGUGCUGGGUCACGGCCUGGCCUGGGGUCUUUCACAGCCCAAGCGCCAGAGAGAAGCCUCGCAGCUGGGGACGAGGUGCAGAUUGAUACCCUGACUGCUACACAAGCUAAGACAAAAUUAUCUCACUGGGAUCAGAGCAGUCGUGGUGCAGACCACAGACCCCUUCAGGAUCAAGCCUCUGCCCCAUUUCUCUCCAUCUCCCAGAGUGGGCGCUGCUCCCCCAGACCUGACCCUAGCCUAGCUCAACCAGGUGAGUGGUUACCUGGGUUGGACACCACCCGAGGUGGGGUGUCCAGUCUGGAGAACCUACAGGCAGACACAACCAGCUGCACUGGUGCAGCUAGCAGCAGCUCUGGCACAGAUGCGCCCUGCUUCAGGCCUGGUUUUGGCUCAGAUGAGACCAGUAACGAAGACGAUGACAACUCUUUCCCAUUUCUGGACCAGGAGCCUGAGAACCAGAACUCCAACCAGAAUGCAGAGAGGGGGGCCCAGCAGGAUCAAUCCCAAGCCCCACCUGGUGAGUCACUAUGGAGACCAAGAGACGAAAGGGGUGGGAGAGCCUCCAUGAAUAACACCCGGCGAGUCACAAAUUUUGGAAACAGAGACCCUCUCCGACCCCAGUCUAAUACACAGCUGCUCACUUUACGACACACAAACGCUCUUAGCCACAAUCCAGCUUCAAGUGGAGGGAACGGCCGACCUUACACCUGCCCAUACUGCACAAAGUGUUUUACGUACCCCUCCCACCAGCGCAGACACCUUUUACGCCACACAGGAGUCAGACUGCAUCCCUGUCAGUUUUGUGAAAAGAGCUUCCUCACUCCCUCUGAGCUCACUGUGCACACUCGCACACAUACAGGGGAGCGGCCUUUUGGCUGUGCUCAGUGUGGUAAACGUUUCGCCCGCAGCGGGAACCUGAGAGCACACCAACGAGACGUUCACAUGGGGAAGAGGCCCUUUGCUUGCACAGAGUGCGGAAAGAGAUUUGCCCACAGGGGAAACCUUAGGGUGCACAAUCACAGAGUCCACCAAGGAGAUCCCUACUAUAUGGAUAACCAGCAGGAGCCUGACAUAGUCCCAAAUCCCAUUUAAAAAGAUUUUUUAAAUUAAAAAAAUGGAUCUGCACUUUGAAUUUCAUUUGCACAAUAAAAUCUAAAAACUUCUUUGAAGGUUGCCUGUAUUAGUGAGCACUUAAAAUAGUUUAAAAUACUUCAGAUUUUUCUUUUAUUUGUUUCUGUUUCGAGACAAGUGUUAAAUUAAUUAUCCAAAGUUUAAGCUGCAUUUAUUGACCCACAGAAUCAAAGUUCGUUUCUAAAUGUUUUUUUCAGUUUUGACUUAUAAUUUUGGGUCCCGCAAAAAGAAAGCUUCUUAUUUUGCUGUAUUGUAAAUGAGUAGAUGUGAUUUUCCAAGAAUAAGAAACAUUGGCUGCUGAUGUGAAAAAUGUAAUAAUAAUGAUUCUCCAGGCUGACUUUAUCUUCCAGUGAUGUUCUUCCCUGAAUGUGGACAGUUGGUAAAUGAAUCCAAGCACCUUUUCAUUAUUUAAUGUGACAAAACUCCAAAAUAAUAAUAAUAAUAAUAUUUUUUGUAAAGCGAAUAAAGAAAGACUAGUUGGUAUUAGCUUAGGACAUGUGGCAUGCAGAGGUAGGAUAGCACAUCUGUUUCUUCACAUUUGUCCUGUACUGCCUAUCUCCUCAAACCAUUAAGUUGAAUGUAUUGUGAAAAAAAUGGAAAUGUGUUCCUUCAACAAGUCCAUAAUCAUGAUAUUAAAAAACAGUACUUUCCUUUAAUCUUGUUUUUGCAAAGUGAAAUUAAACACCGUAGUUAUGCAUUAACUUGUAUUUCUCCUAAGCCUGAAAAAUCACUUCACUUCAGUUUGGUUUUAGUUUGGCUGCACAAGUCUUUGUCAGACACUAGGGGGCAGUGCCAACACACAAAAGAGUUAUAGAAACAGCUUUGGACAGCUUUGCACAUUUUGAUAGUGUUGCCCUAUAUUUCAGAUCUUUUUCCCUGAUGCACGCACUUGUGUCAUCGUGCCAUCUCUCAAGCUGUGCUUGUUAGGCAAAAUCUAAACGAGAAUACCUCGGCUACUGGGUUUAGGUGCUCAAGACCCAAUUUCUCCUUAGCCGUUUGGCUUUAAAAGUGUGCAAAAACAGCAGUUUAAUUAUUGUCAGAGGGGCCAUUCUAUUUUUACUCCAGUCCAUAUCUUCAAAAGAUGUGCUGAAAGAUUUUGAGCCUUUCAUAAAACUAUAUUUGCAUAUGCUUUUAUGAACAACACCAUAAUAAGUCCCCGUGUGUGUUUUCUUCUCUCCAUAUAGUUCCUGAAAAAGUUACUUCCUAAUUGUGGAAGUGAGUGGAUACAGAACCCAGAUGUCUCAUUCUAUGUAAAAUGUUAAAAGGUAUUUUUCACUCUUAAUUAUUUAAGUUAAAUCAGAAUCCAUUAAAACUCGAAGUUGGUAUG
Haplochromis burtoni (Burton's mouthbrooder) is the source of this 6071-nucleotide messenger RNA. RefSeq names its product zinc finger protein 252. The coding region runs from base 3074 to 4705 and encodes 543 amino acids. Gene Ontology annotation, biological process: regulation of transcription by RNA polymerase II. Gene Ontology annotation, molecular function: DNA-binding transcription factor activity, RNA polymerase II-specific; RNA polymerase II cis-regulatory region sequence-specific DNA binding. Gene Ontology annotation, cellular component: transcription regulator complex; PcG protein complex; nucleus. The record is from RefSeq and is a predicted model, not a curated record. Lineage: Eukaryota; Metazoa; Chordata; Actinopteri; Cichliformes; Cichlidae. The transcript is spliced from 5 exons.